CGUUGAGUUGAGUUGGUUGGCAAGCAGCGCCGCGCAGCUGACGAGCGACUACGAAACGACGAAACAAACGAUGAAGAAUAAAACGCGAAAACAACGAAACGAUGAAACUGACUGUACAUACAGUACAUAAACACACACGUACACACAAUACGUGUGCUAGCGACGAACGAGAAUGUGCGUGUGUGUGUGAGUGUUUGCUCUAUGGCCCCGGCACACGGUGGAGAGGUACAGACGCGCCUGUUGCAAAAUUCAUUCUGGCGCUCUCAUUCGUGACGAAAGGAUGUACGCCCGGCUGUAGCCCGUAUGAAUCUACAUCCGUACAUUCCUUGCGCAAGGCCCACGCUCACAGUCGUCCCCACAGCACCCACACCCUUACAGUUGGACAUGGCCAAGGAGCAAGAAUACGAGGAGCUGCGCGAGCUGCUCCAGUCAUGGGAUGUUGCCGAUCUCCUCCCACACUUGCAAGACGAAGCCAUCAACGUGGACGAACUGCAGAUGAUCAAGCGGCACCACCUGGCCGAGCUGCUGAGCAACUUUCGGUUCGGCACCCGCAUACGCUUCGAGCAUCACUUGGAACGUUGGCGACGCUGGCUGAACGUGCCCCUCCAGGGCGUUCAGGGGCAGAGUCAGACGCACUGCCAGGGCUGUCGGUGCGCGGAGUCGGCGGCCCCGUCCAUUAUCUGCCAUCCCCAGAUGGGCGGGCAGUCGGACAGCGCCGGGGACAGUGGCAAGUCCGAUGAUCUCGCCAAGACACUGCCGGCAGAGCCACUGGUCUCCCUCACUGAUCCCAGAGAGACGGUACAAGCCCCCUUUCAUAUCCCUAUGCAGCCCCAGUUGGAGCCCAGCGAGAUUCUGAGUACGACGCUAGUCACUAACGUCAAGGAGGAGGACAGCGGGGACCAGGUGACGGGGGAGGAUCGAGUUGUUACAGUGCUAGGCAUCCUGCAAGCUGGCGGCAUGAAAAGCCAGUCCUUGCUCGACCGCCUGGGUCAGCAGGAGGCGCUGGAUGCAGUGCAGCGGCUGCUGCUCAUCCAGCUGAUAUGCAGCUACUAUGAGGACAAUCAGCUCCAUCUGACGUUGCAACGCAGCCACCUGCUGGAGCGCGAGAUUCUCCAACUGUUCCCGAAGGAACAACUGCAAUACUACCGAACCGAACGGCGUGGCAAGAUAUAUGUGCGGUUCACCAAUAUGAAGCGAAACAAGAGGGUUAACUCUUCCCGCCAGGAGCUGAAGCGAAGGCGCGAAGAUCUGCUCAAGCCGGCGGCCCACGUCUAUACCACUGAUAUCGUGCACAAGGGCCAGACCUUUCCGGCCGACAACGUCUUCAGUCCCGAGAGAUCCGAUUGAAAACACCCAUAUUCCGUUCUAAGUUGAUUAUUUCUAAGCUGAAUCUAUCUCGUGUGUGAUACAGUGAGGGUUCUCUUGAGCGGCCACCACAGUGCCAAGAGAUUGGAUGUGUACAUAGAUUGGCACCAAAUUAUCUGUAGGUGUCCACCCAAAAGAGCUCUCCUUGUACAUAUUUUUAUUUCUAUGUACAUACAUAUAUGUAUAUUUUUAUUUUGUAUGCUCUCUAAUCUGUAUAGGGUAUUUGCGGGUCGACCCGAUCCCGCUGACUGACGAAAUUAAAUCAAAAAUUUUGGAAA
Messenger RNA from Drosophila persimilis, 1643 nucleotides. RefSeq lists its product as uncharacterized. Bases 304 to 1347 code for a protein of 347 amino acids. The transcript is spliced from 2 exons. Lineage: Eukaryota; Metazoa; Arthropoda; Insecta; Diptera; Drosophilidae. The record is from RefSeq and is a predicted model, not a curated record.